Messenger RNA from Nelumbo nucifera (sacred lotus), 1684 nucleotides. RefSeq names its product protein ASPARTIC PROTEASE IN GUARD CELL 2-like. Gene Ontology annotation, biological process: proteolysis. NCBI's taxonomy places the organism in Eukaryota, Viridiplantae, Streptophyta, Magnoliopsida, Proteales, Nelumbonaceae. Gene Ontology annotation, molecular function: aspartic-type endopeptidase activity. The record is from RefSeq and is a predicted model, not a curated record.
AAACUAUAGUACGUAUAAACUAUAAAGAACAAAAACAGCCCCAUCACUCAAUUAUUUCCCUCCAGUCCUCUCCACUCUUUUCAAGCCCAACAACUCAAAUAAAUCAGCCCUCAAUUCAACCCCUGCUCAUACAACAAGUUCUGUCUGAACCAAAACAAGAAAAAAUCAAAAGAACGAUGGUAGUCAUAAAAGCUCUACUCAUGGUAGUGGUGCUACUAGGUGGUGCUACCACCCAAGCUCUCUUCACCCUUGAGGAUGUUGAUUAUCAACACUUGAACGUCCGAGAAACGAUAGCGACCACAAAGGUCCAGCGUUCUGAGAUGAAAAGUUAUCAAGAAUUCUUAGAAAGCAAUGACAGAGGUGAAGCUGAGGGGAGGUGGAAGCUGAAGUUAGUUCACAGAGACACGAUCUUUAUGGGGAAUUACUCCACUCACCGCCAGCGUCUCGACGAACGCAUCACAAGAGAUGUCAAAAGGGUCGCCAGCCUGACCCGCCGCCUGAGCGGCGGUGAUGGUGCUGGCUACGAGGUGGAAGACUUCGGAUCAGAGGUGAUUUCAGGCAUGGAGCAGGGCAGUGGAGAAUACUUUGUGCGGAUAGGAGUUGGGAGUCCUCCAAGGAAUCAAUACAUGGUGCUUGAUUCUGGGAGUGACAUAGUCUGGGUGCAAUGUCAGCCUUGUAGUCAGUGCUAUCGCCAGUUGGAUCCAGUUUUCGACCCUGCUGCCUCGGCCACCUUCGCAGGUGUAGCUUGCAGCUCCACCGUGUGCGGGCGCCUUGAGAACGCCGGCUGCCGUGCCGGUCGUUGCCACUACGAGGUGUCCUAUGGUGAUGGGUCAUACACAAAAGGGACCCUUGCGCUGGAGACGCUCACCUUUGGCCGCACUGUAGUCCAGAACGUAGCCAUCGGCUGUGGGCACAGGAACCGUGGCAUGUUCGUUGGGGCUGCAGGGCUGUUGGGCCUUGGCGGAGGCUCAAUGUCAUUCGUUGGGCAGCUCGGAGGUCAGACGGGUGGUGCCUUCGGCUACUGCCUAGUGAGCCGUGGCACAGACUCAUUUGGAUCAGUGGCGUUCGGACGUGGAGAGAUGCCAGUGGGUGCUGCAUGGGUCCCACUGCUACGAAACCCACGGGCCCCAAGCUUCUACUUUGUUGGGCUUGCUGGUCUAGGAGUGGCAGGCAUCCCUGUGCCACUGCCGGAGGAUGUGUUUGGGCCGUCGUCGGGGUAUGGAGAGGGAGGCGCCAUCAUAGACACGGGGACUGCAGUGACCAGGUUGCCAAGAGCAGCUUACGAGGCGUUACGUGACUCGUUUAUCGCCGGAACGGCAGGCCUUCCGAGGGCAUCCGGAGUCUCCAUCUUUGACACAUGUUACGAUCUUUCGGGGUUCCAGACAGUACGAGUGCCAACAGUGUCGUUUUACUUGUCGGGUGGGCCGAUACUGACACUUCCGGCGAGGAACUUUCUGAUUCCGGUGGAUGAAGUGGGAACGUUCUGCUUUGCCUUUGCAGCCUCAACAGGGCUUUCCAUCAUUGGGAACAUUCAGCAAGAAGGGAUCCAGAUAUCCAUUGAUGGAGCAAAUGGAUAUGUAGGGUUCGGUCCCAGCACCUGUUAGCUAGGAAUGGUAAAUUUUUGAGAUGGCUGGGAGUUGUGAGUAAUGGUAGAUGUUAGUGAAAAAUUAGGGUAUUAAGUGUA